UUUAGGGGCAUCAAUCGUGCCCGAUAACAACUGGCUUCGAACGUAGUCUCGCGCUCGCGCACUUGUUGGCAGCUCACUCUACAUGCAAUAGCCAACAAGCCACAACCAACAAUCAAGAGACAAGAGACAAGUUCAACUGAAACCUUAAUGUGCUUGGCGGCGUUUAGCAUACACUUUUAUACAUUGUACAGAAAUGGAUCUGUACAAUGCUUUUAUAUCAGUGCAUAAGCCAGUUCCGUAUUAGUUUCUAAAGAAACGCGUAGCUAAACAAUUCGAAAGACUUCUUGAGGCGCAACUAAAAACAUCAGAGUACCAAGUUGGAUAAUUUUGGUUACAGUCUCGAGACAAGCGCAAUUUGAUUAAAAAGGAAGGAAAGAAGAAAACGACAAAAAUACCAAAGUGCAGCAGCUGUAGAGAAUUCUUACAAGUUGUGUGACGAAUGCUUGCUUGCCUUCAAACGACUCUUGCUUUCAAUGACAAUAACAGUGAAACGAAAUUACACAAAAUUACCCAUCGUUCCGUAGCAUAAUAAACCUAAAUUAUGAGAAAGUGAGGGAAAAUUGCUUUGUUUACAUUGCAGUAGCGUAUUUUAAAGAAAGCGCCAAAAAAAAGGAGUACUUAAAAUAAAUAUUUAUAAUUCAUUUAUUGUGACAAAGUGAAACCUUCAUUAUUUGGCAGUUCAACGCAAAAGCUCAAUGACAAACAGAGAAAAAAUACAUAGGCACUUACGAGAAUUUAAUGUGAGGCAAAGUAUACAAGUAAAUGCAAAGUUUCAUAUGUAAAAAUACAAAGAAUAUACAAGUAGAAAAGCUAAACAAAAAAGUGAUAAAUAACAAGAACAAAAGCGAAAACAGAUAACAUACUUACAUAUAAGCUCGGAUAUCGGGUGAGUGUCGAAGCACGCAAUCGGCCGCGAAUAAAUAAAGAAUACAUAUAAUUACUAUUUUAAAUAUUAACGCCAUAUACGCACGAACGCCGAAAUGUCCAGCAUACCAAGUAUCAGCGAUGAACAGGAAACUACUUUGAAGCAGUUCCGCAAGAGCGUUUCCGACAUUCUGAAUGACACGCAUGAUGAUUACUACCUUCUGCGUUGGUUGCGUGCAAGAAAAUGGAAUCCGGACGCGGCCGAGGAAAUGUUGCGUGCGAGUUUGAAGACACGCGCUAUGUGGAAUGUGGACAACUUGGAGAAGUGGGAUGUACCUCGCGCCCUGCGUGAAUAUCUACCUUAUGGACUAAUUGGUUACGACAACGAAGGAUCACCAGUUAUCGUUUGUCCAUUCUACAAAUUCGAUAUUUGGGGCAUGCUACACUGUGUCACACGUUUCGACUUCCAACGUUAUUUGGUGCUACUAUUGGAGCGUUUUAUGCAAGCUGGAUAUGAGCAGAGCAAGAAAUAUGGCCCACAAGCACGUCAGCUAGUAGUCUUCUUCGAUAUGGCCAACUUCAAUAUAAAGCAAUAUGCGUGGCGUCCAGCGGCAGAGUGUGUUCUUUCAACGGUCAAACAGUAUGAGAGCAACUACCCCGAAUUGCUAAAAAUGUGCUAUAUCAUCAACGCACCCAAACUUUUCUCGGUCGCUUUCAAUUUUGUCAAAAAGUUCCUAGACGAGUACACAAUGAGCAAAAUAAAAAUCUACAAGACCGGCUCAGAUAAGUGGAAGGAGCCGCUAUUCUCUCAUGUGAGCCCAGAUAUAUUUCCAAAAUGUUUUGGUGGAAAUUAUGUCGACGAGAAUGGAGAUCCCGAUUGCAAAUCCAAGAUAAUUUGGGGAGGUAAAAUUCCUCAAGAAAUGUUUGUGGAACAAAACGAUGAAGAUAAUGACAAGGAUUAUAGUGAGAUCACGAUAAAUAAGGGCAACAAACUUAAACUAGACUUUCAUGUUGAUGAAAAGAAAGAGGAAAACUUAGUGCUGUCGUGGGACUUUCGCACCUUCGACUAUGACAUCAAAUUCGGCAUAUACAGCAUUGAUAAAUUAACCGGCGAAAAACGUAGCGAAGUGGCGCUUGGCACAGUUUACUCCAAUGAAAUGGAUGAAGUGGGCUUCAUCUCAACACGACCAAAUACGUCAUAUACGGUGGUGUUCGACAACUCACACAGCUACCUGCGUAGCAAACGUUUGCGUUAUUGGGUGAAUUUAGUGUCCGAAGUCGAUGAUAUUACAGAGCUCUCGGCGAGAGUGCAAAAUACGGAUCUAGUCUCGAAGAAUGGUAAUUAAGACGUUUGAGGCGUUACGUUUUUGACAAACAAGAUAGGAUCAAAGGAUCGAUAUAAAUGUGAUAAGUACAGGUUAAUGAAUGCUACCAAACCAAAUAUUCAGACAUGUUCCACGCACAGUAUAUCGAGUCAUAACACACUAAUGUAUGGAUUAUUGAAAGCCAAACAAAAACAAAAACAAACGCGUAUAUGUAAUGUACUUAUAGCAAACCUGCAUUUUAUUUGCUAAGAUAGAUAAACUCAUUUGUUAAAAGAACUAUUGAAUGAAUUGAAGUAAUAAACUAUACUUGUAUAUAUAUAUAUGUUAAAAACAAGAAUGAAAUAAAAAAUAUAUUAAUAAAAAAAAAAUUGUUGCCUCUGUGAAUAAUCUAAUGUCUGUCUAUAAGAAUAUACUUGCAUAUUACGGAGCAGAAUUUUGAAAGAAAUUAGUUCAAAGCUAAAAUGAAUAUAGCUAAGUGUAUAUGUAAAUACCUGCAUAUAUAUGUAAUAGACAUUUGUGAUACUUCUAAUAUACAAU
Messenger RNA from Anastrepha ludens (Mexican fruit fly), 2726 nucleotides. RefSeq names its product SEC14-like protein 2. The transcript has 9 exons. Gene Ontology annotation, cellular component: cytoplasm. The record is from RefSeq and is a predicted model, not a curated record. NCBI's taxonomy places the organism in Eukaryota, Metazoa, Arthropoda, Insecta, Diptera, Tephritidae. The coding region runs from base 981 to 2210 and encodes 409 amino acids.